This is a messenger RNA of Mesocricetus auratus (golden hamster), 2948 nucleotides long. RefSeq names its product p21 (RAC1) activated kinase 4 (gene Pak4). NCBI's taxonomy places the organism in Eukaryota, Metazoa, Chordata, Mammalia, Rodentia, Cricetidae. The transcript has 10 exons. Gene Ontology annotation, biological process: intracellular signal transduction; regulation of MAPK cascade; protein phosphorylation. The record is from RefSeq and is a predicted model, not a curated record. Gene Ontology annotation, cellular component: cytoplasm. Gene Ontology annotation, molecular function: ATP binding; protein serine/threonine kinase activity. The coding region runs from base 345 to 2123 and encodes 592 amino acids.
UCGAGCCGUUCCCAGAGCUAGACUGUGUCCUCACCACUGCUAGAGAGAGCUUUGGGUGCAGAGCCAGCUGGCCAGUCUCAGGCCGCCCUGAAGCCUGCCCCUGCCCUUUGCACUGGGAGGUCCGGCCGCCAGCUGCCCUUGGAGAGGUGGCCCAGGAAGUAGGGAGAGAAUGGUGGAGAUGAGUAACUCAAAGCCCCAGGAGGAGACGUCCCCUACGCAAGGGUGUUUCUAGCCCAGCCAGCUUCAGACCAGGUCUGUGUGACAGCAGGGCCCCUCCCACAGGUGCCUGUGAGAGCCCACGCCAGCCACCGCUCGCACACUCGCCGUGCUAGGGCUCUGGAGCCAUGUUUGGGAAGAAGAAGAAGCGCGUGGAGAUCUCGGCCCCGUCCAACUUUGAGCAUCGUGUGCACACAGGCUUCGACCAGCAUGAGCAGAAGUUUACAGGGCUGCCCCGCCAGUGGCAGAGCCUGAUUGAAGAGUCAGCACGCCGACCCAAGCCCCUUAUCGACCCCGCCUGCAUCACCUCCAUCCAGCCGGGAGCCCCCAAGACCAUCGUGCGGGGCAGCAAAGGUGUCAAGGAUGGGGCCCUCACGCUGCUGCUGGACGAGUUUGAGAACAUGUCGGUCACGCGCUCCAACUCGCUGCGCAGAGACAGCCCACCACCUGCCCGUGCCCACCAGGAGAAUGGCGUGCUGGAGGAGCGGGUGGCCCCAGGCAGAAUGGCCCCUGACAAGGCUGCAGGCAAAGGCCGGCCCACGGGACACAGCGAGGCAGGCAGUGGCAGUGGUGACAGACGGCGGGUGGGGCCCGAGAAGAGGCCCAAGUCUUCAAGAGAGGGCCCAGGAGGGCCCCAGGAGGCCUCCCGAGAUAAGCGCCCCCUCUCUGGGCCUGAUGUUAGCACUCCCCAGCCUGCCAAUCUGGCCAGUGGGGCGAAACUAGCAGCUGGUAGACCCUUUAACACAUACCCACGGGCCGACUCGGACCACCCACCCCGUGGUGCCCAGGGGGAGCCACACUGCAUGGCCCCUAAUGGGCCUUCAGCCACAGGCCUGGCUGCCCCUCAGUCUGCACCAUCCUCCCGGCCUCCCGCCCGAGCCCACGGUGCUCCCAGCCCAGGAGUGCUGGGCCCCCAUGCCUCUGAGCCCCAACUGGCGCCCCCAGCACGUGCGCUUGCUGCCCCUGCUGCACCCCCUGCCCCUGGGCCCCCUGGGCCUCGCUCACCACAGCGGGAACCCCAGCGAGUGUCCCACGAGCAGUUCCGGGCUGCUCUGCAGCUGGUGGUGGACCCCGGGGAUCCCCGUUCCUAUCUAGAUAACUUCAUCAAGAUUGGUGAGGGCUCUACCGGCAUCGUGUGCAUAGCCACCGUGCGCAGCUCGGGCAAACUGGUGGCCGUCAAGAAGAUGGACCUGCGCAAACAGCAGAGGCGGGAACUGCUCUUCAACGAGGUGGUGAUCAUGCGGGACUACCGGCACGAAAACGUGGUGGAGAUGUACAACAGCUACCUGGUGGGUGACGAGCUCUGGGUGGUCAUGGAGUUCCUGGAGGGAGGCGCCCUCACCGACAUCGUCACCCACACCAGGAUGAACGAGGAGCAGAUUGCUGCCGUGUGCCUGGCUGUGCUGCAGGCUCUGUCUGUGCUCCAUGCCCAGGGCGUCAUCCACCGAGACAUCAAGAGUGACUCCAUCUUGCUGACCCAUGACGGCCGGGUGAAGCUGUCCGACUUUGGGUUCUGUGCCCAGGUGAGCAAGGACGUGCCAAGGAGGAGGUCCCUGGUAGGCACACCCUACUGGAUGGCCCCGGAGCUGAUCUCCCGCCUUCCCUACGGGCCAGAGGUGGACAUCUGGUCACUGGGGGUGAUGGUGAUCGAGAUGGUGGAUGGUGAACCCCCCUACUUCAACGAGCCACCCCUCAAAGCCAUGAAGAUGAUUCGGGACAACUUGCCACCCCGACUAAAGAACCUGCACAAGGCGUCGCCGUCUCUGAAAGGCUUCCUGGAUCGCCUGCUGGUGCGUGACCCAGCCCAGCGGGCCACUGCUGCUGAGCUCCUGAAGCACCCGUUCCUCACCAAGGCAGGGCCACCGGCCAGCAUCGUACCCCUUAUGCGCCAGCACCGGACCAGAUGAGCUGGAGCCUGGUUCUGAACCAAAGACCCCUGGGCCACACUGCCCAGCACAGGCCAGUAGGGGCCGGCCUACUCCCACAGCCUGCGAGACACUGGGGACCGCCAUCACUGUGCUGGGGGCUUCCUGGGACCCAACUACUGAGCUCCGCCUUUGGUUCCAUGACUUGUAAAGCAACACCGGGACGUGGGAGCAAGCAAGGUUCCCUGUCCCUCACCCUCCAGGACAGACCCUUCCCCUGUGCUCUGUCCUCAGGAGAGAAGGCGGCUGCCCAUCACUGGAAAUCUGCAUCAGGGGCCCCUGGGGACAGAGGUGAUGGAGAGAGCGAGAGAGCGAGAGAGAGCGAGAGCGAGAGAGCAAGCGAGCGAGAGAGCGAGAGAGAGAGAGAGAGAGAGAGAGAGAGAGAGAGAGAGAGAGAGAGAGAGAGAGAGGGAGGGAGAGAGAGAGAGAGAGAGUUACCCAGAAAGUCUAGCUCCUCUGUCCUCAGUCUGCACGUAGGCGCCUCAGGCCCUGCCUGGCGCCCAACCCCUGACCCUGAGCCAUUGGCGGGUCAAUCCUGAAUGUUUGAAGAGUGGCCUUUUCCCAGAGCCCACACCCUCUCUCCAUGGAGAGAAAGGUUGGGGCCUCCCCUCCCCCAGCCUCUGCAGCGAUGACUACUGCACCUGGACAGCCUCUGUUUUCUAGAAGUCUAUUUAUAUUGUCAUUUUAUAACACUAGCUGUGGCCCAGGGGUGGCCCAGGGACAGGCCACUUUGAAGAAUCAGGCUCCUGUCCCCCAUCCUGCCACCACUCCCUCAAGUUAGUUUCACAAUUAAACAUUUUCUUGUUU